Messenger RNA from Eruca vesicaria subsp. sativa (arugula), 643 nucleotides. The record is from the annotation of a GenBank genome assembly. Lineage: Eukaryota; Viridiplantae; Streptophyta; Magnoliopsida; Brassicales; Brassicaceae.
UAGAGUUUGAAAAUUCCAAAUUUGAAGGAAGACAUGGAAAAAUCCAGUAAUCUUAUUAUGGUUUCUUCUCUUUUAAUGGCGUUUUUGUUUGCUUAUUCUGCAUCUGUCCAGCUUAAUGAUUCUGAUUGGUAUCUUUGGUUUCCUCUUUACGCACUAGCUUCUGCGGUUAAUCUGAUAAAUUGCAGAAAAAUAUCUAAAUCAAGAAGAAUAAAACAGAUGAUAACAACAGCUCUUAGCUUGGGUUUGUUCUUGUUGGUUAAAGUCGUUGCAGAGGAUGUAAUAACAGAGGAUACUGGAAUCUUGUCUUUGGAUCUCACUCAUAGAGUAGUAAGAGAGAAGAUCGGAAGUGGUUUGGUUGUAGCUUCUAUGGUUCUGCAACUACAAGCUUCUUGUUCAAAACCAAAAGACAAGUCCGUUGACUUUGGGAUGGCUGCAACUGUAAUCUUUGGCUAUGGACUUCCCUUUUGGUUCUUCACAAUAGAGAAGGGAGAAAUCGAGAUUUGAUUCCUUUUCUUGUUAUUAUGUUGGCCGUAUCGUCUGCAUGUCGAUGCAAACUCACAGGUCACAGAUCGUUUUUCGUUUUGAUGUCAUAUAUCGACGACUGAUGGCAAGUCGUUAAUUCUUCAUUUUUGGAAAUUUCAUC